This is a messenger RNA of Phytophthora sojae, 1188 nucleotides long. RefSeq lists its product as hypothetical. The coding region runs from base 1 to 1188 and encodes 395 amino acids. Lineage: Eukaryota; Oomycota; Peronosporomycetes; Peronosporales; Peronosporaceae. The record is from RefSeq and is a predicted model, not a curated record. Gene Ontology annotation, molecular function: sodium:phosphate symporter activity. Gene Ontology annotation, biological process: sodium-dependent phosphate transport. Gene Ontology annotation, cellular component: membrane. The transcript is spliced from 2 exons.
AUGGCUCACCACGGCACACCCGUCGAGUACGGAAAGCUGCAGACCCCGGACGUCGAGGAACGACUCAGCUCCGUCAGCAAAGACCCUCACAUGGAAGAUGGCACUGAAGAAGACGAGUCGUACCAGAAGAAGACCCCAGCCGAGAGAAUCGCGUCGGGACGAUUGCAUCUCUCGCCGCGCUCUACUUCUUCAUGGUGGCUGUCAAGUGCCUUCGACUUUGCCAACAACCCUGUGGCUGGACUCAUGAUCGGCACCGUGGCGAUCGCACUGCUCCACAGCUCCGGCACUGUGACGUCCAUCGUGGUGGCGCUCGUCGGGUCCGGCGGCAUGACCAUCCGCCAGGGCGUGUACGUGAUCAUGGGGGCCAACGUCGGCACUUGCGUCACCUGCAUCAUGGUGGCGUUCGGACAAGUGGGCGACCGCGCUCGCUUCCAACGCGCGAUGGCGGCGGCCACGGUUCACGACAUGUACAACAUUUGGUCGGUGUUCGUCCUGUUCCCGCUUGAAGUCGUCUUGCACCCGCUGGAGAAGAUGUCGGUGGCCAUGUCGAACGCCAAGACGAACAGCGGCGCCUUCAACAGCCCCGUCGACACCAUCGUCAACCCGUUGACCCAGACGCUGCUCAUGGUGGACAAGAAGGCCAUCUACAAGGUCGCCACGGGGGACACGGUGUGUACCGACGGCCAGUCGUUCGUGAAGGGAGGCGCGUUCGAAGGCUCCAGUCUCAGCGACGGGAGCAUCGGAGCCAUCACGGUUGCCAUCGGGUUCUGCAUCCUGGUCUGCGCGCUGCUGACGCUGGUGAAGAUGCUGGCUAAAGUCUUCAUGGGUCCCACCAAGCAGCUGAUCUCCAAGCUGCUCAACUUCAACGGCUACAUCAACAUCUUCGUGGGGACUCUGAUCACCUUCUCUGUGCACUCGUCGACUGUCGUCACCUCAACGCUCACGCCGAUGGCUGGCUUGGGCGUCAUCACACUGGAGCAAGUGUACCCGCUGGUGAUUGGGGCGAGCUUGGGCACGACUGGCACUGCGUUGCUGGCAUCGCUUGUGACUGGCAAGUCCGACUCCGUUGCGAUCGCUCUGGUUCACUUCUGGUUCAACGUGUUCGGCAUCUUCCUCUUCUACCCGAUCCCGAUCACUCGCAAACCGAUUCUUGAUUCAGCCCUUGCACUGGCUGUGCUUGGCCGUUAG